AUGGAGGCAAAGGGAGCGGCCGCUGCUAGCCGGGUACGGCUUAACGGCUGCGGCCAAGGGCAAUCAAAUUUGGGACAUAAAGGCCGCCCCCACAUCGUCGCCGCCUCCCUGGACGGCGCGCUCGCUGCCACACCCUCGCACGCUGUCGGCAACAUCGCCACCUCCCUGGAAGGCGCAUUCGCUGCCACCGCAUCAGAUGUCGUCGGCAGCACCGUCGCCGCCUCCCUCGAGGGCGCACUUGCUGCCACCGCAUCACACGUCGUCGGCAGCACCGUCGCCGCCUCCCUGGAUGGCGCACUCGCUGCCACCGCGUCACACGCUGUCCGCACCACCGUCGCCGCACCCCCUGCCACCGCCUCAAACGCCGGCGGCUGCAUCGUCCAGGUCUCCCUGUCACCGUGUCACACGCCGGUGGCUACACCAUCACCGCCGUCCUUGACAGCGCCGUACCUCCCAGACGGGCCAUCGCCUUCCUGCAAGCUGAGACAAGGCUUAACGAAUCUACCAAAUGGUUCACAAUCACUUGGAGGCAUCCCACAACAGAAGGAGAAUAAUGCAACAAACAAAGAUGAUAACAGUUGGUUGCACAGGAAUGGUGCAUACCAAAUGCAACAAAUUGCAGGAAGGAUGAGAGUUGUAGCGAUGCCUCUUGGUCAGGAACCGCAGACAAUUUCCACCAUCGCACGGGAUAGUUCACAAGUUACAUACCCUUCUAUUGGCUCCAAUCAACCUCAAAAUACCCGAACUAAAUGUAUGUCUGAGAAUGCUGGUCAAACCAAUGGAGAACUGCAAAGCAACGAGCAGGCAGAUGAUCCAUAUGGAAUAUUUGAGCCCAUUUUUCAACAAUCCAAUUUAGAGGCUUGCGAGGGGACGGUGCAAAGUGAACAAGGUGCAUUCCAUGAGCCUGAUGAAGAAGCUAGAAUAUUUCCUGAACAAGAUGUUCCUUUUGAAUCAAAAGGAAAAGUCUCAAUUGUUACUCCAGAGGUUCCAGAAGAGUUGAAACGGUUGUUUACAAGUCAAGAGGAUGUUGAUGCUAAAUAUUUCAGAGAGAACAUUCGGUAUUUCAACUCGCACUUCUCAUUCACAAGUCUAGGAGUCACCCUUGAUCGCCGAGUCAGCACAGCUGCAAGAACUGGUGUCUAUACAUUCCGCAUCACCGCUGGUUUGUACCACGCUCUUGAUAAUCUGGUGGCAGCUGAUAAUGGACCUCGGCAUUUCCAGCUCUAUAUUUAUGAUACAGAUGAAAACUUGAUUCAUAGGGGUAACAGGUCGCCAGAUCUUAAUAUAGAGCUCAUACGAAGGAUUUUGAAAAUACUAGAGAAUAACCCUUAUGCGCAGGUUUUCAAGAGCCUUGGGUCUAUUCCGAAUCUAGAUGAAUAUAAGAUCUCACUAAACACAGAUAUCAAGCUAGAUCGACGAAGGUACAAUGCCCCAACAGCUUCUCAGGUGGCAGAGAUAUGGGUUGAAGGAAGCGACCCACAAAAUUGCUUUGACAGGAGUGUUGUCGUGCAUGGAAAAGGAGACCGACCCUUGUAUAUUAGAGCAUACUAUGGUUGCUAUGAUCCAUUGUCAUAUCCUCUGUUCUUCCCACGUGGGGAGACUGGUUGGAAUCGUUGGAUGCCAUUUGUUGGGCCUCCCGAUGACACGACCCAACAUUUAGCAGAUAAUUCGUCAAGACAACUGAACCAAGCCUUUGAUUUACCUACAGAUGGUGACUUGAUUAGAGAAGAACAAUUUGUGAAUUUUGCACCAGAUGAAGCCAAUGCCACUAAUUUACCUACAGGUGUUGAUGAUGCACAAGAUGAAGACAAUGCUACUGAUUUACUUGAAGAUGACAACGAGGAUAACCCAGAUGAUGAUUUUGGUGAAAAUGAGAAGAAUGCAACACACUCUAGGAAAUUUGUUAGUGCAAGGGAGUACUACUGCUUCAAAGUGCAGUGGGCUGUUGACAUGUAUAUCAAAAUUGAGACUAUGAGGCUUGACUGGUACUCAAAACCGGCAAAUCAGAAGAUUAUACGUGCUGACCUCUACCAGGGUCUUGUUGACACUGUUGUUGCUGGCGAGUCACGCGGUGAUCGGAUUGGCAAGAGAAUCGUGCUUCCACGUACAUUUCCUGGUGGGGAUCGCGACAUGCAGCGGAGGUUCCUGGAUGCGAUGGCCAUAGUUCAGCGUUGGGGUAAACCAGACUACUUUAUCACGAUGACUUGCAAUCCUUAUUGGGAGGAGAUAACCGAGAGAUUGUUUCCUGGACAAUUGCCACAAGACCGUCCAGACCUGGUGGCAAGAGUAUUCAAAGCGGAACAACGAGAUUUGAUGGACUUAUUGACUAAGGGUAAGCAUUUUGGAGAAGUCGCAGCUUAUGUUCAUGUCACAGAGUUUCAGAAACGAGGUCUCCCGCAUGAACAUAUACUUCUAAUCAUGAAAGCAAAAAGCAAGUUAGCGACCCCAGAUGACUAUGACCGGGUGAUAUCUGCAGAGAUACCUGAACAAGAGAAAUACACUGUUUUGCAUGAUCUGGUCAUCAAACACAUGUUGCACGGACCCUGUGGUGAGUUGAAGAAAAAUUGUCCUUACAUGAUUGACGGACAAUGCCGAUUUCAUUACCCACGAGAAUUUUGUGAUGCCACACAGCAAGGGAAAGACUCAUAUCCCAUCUAUAGAAGGAGGGACAAUGGGCGUGGAGUUAGGAUCAGAGGAGCAGAUUUGGACAACAGAUGGGUCGUCCCUUACAACCCCUUUCUGCUUAUGCGAUACAACUGCCACAUUAAUGUCGAAGCUUGCUCGAGCAUCAAGGCAGUCAAGUACUUGUUCAAGUACAUCUAUAAAGGGCAUGACAAAGCUUCCUUCGCAUGCGAGCAGGAUAUCAUCAAUGAUGGUGGAACCAUCAAUGAAAUUCGACAAUAUAGGGAUGCUCGCUUUGUAUCUCCUCCAGAUGCGAUGCAUCGGCUUUAUGGUUUUAAAUUAUUUGGUGUAAGUCCAUCAGUGCUGCAGCUGCAGCUUCAUUUGGAAAACAUGCAUACAGUCGCAUUUAAAGCAAGUGAAAAUCUAGAAGAUGUUGUCGCUCGACCAUCUUCUUCCAAGUCCAUGCUUACUGAGUACUUUGAGAUGAACCGGAAGUUUCCGGUAGCACGGAAAUGGUUGUAUAGGGAGUUUCCAGAACAUUAUAGAUGUAUUGAUGGAAAUAAGAAAUGGCAGAAUAGAAAAAAUAAGAGAUCACAAAUUGGAAGACUUGUGUACGCACACCCUGCUGAAGGAGAUAGGUACUACUUGCGUGUGCUCCUAAGUCAUGUCCGAGGAGCCACUUCAUUUGACAAUUUAAAAACUGUAAAUGGCAAGCUAUGCAGUUCCUUCAGGGAAGCAUGUGAGCACUUAGGCCUCAUUGAGCACGACAAGACCCUUGAUGAUUGCAUGACGGAGGCAGCCACAUUUCAGAUGCCUUGUGCCUUAAGAAGGUUGUUUGCAACUAUAUUGGUGUUCUGCGAGGCAACAGAAAUCCAAAGGAUGUGGGACAAACAUCUAGCAUCAAUGUCUGAGGAUUACUGUCUUAAUCAAUCAAAUGAGGCAGCAAUAGAGCAGAUGGUCCUUAGAGAUAUCAGGGAUAUGUUGCAAUCCAUGGGAAAGGAUAUUACAAGCUAUGGACUUCCGGAUCUGGUUGACAUGGAUGGUUCUUAUCAUGCGGAGUAUAGAGAGGUAGUAGAGGAGAGGCAAGUCACCGCAGACAAAGAACAUCUAGAUCUAUUUGGUAGUUUGAACAGUGAGCAGCUGACUGGUUUCAAUGAUAUAAUGGAUCAUGUGACAAACAAAAAAGGUCAGAUAUUCUUUGUUGAUGGUCCAGGAGGCACUGGCAAGACGUACUUAUACAAGGCAUUGCUUGCAAAGGUGCGUUCCAUGGGCUUAAUAGCAAUUGCAACUGCUACAUCAGGUAUAGCGGCAUCAAUAAUGCCUGGAGGCCGUACUGCACACUCCAGGUUCAAAAUUCCAAUCAAGCUCAAAGAUAACAGCAUGUGUAGUUUUACAAAGCAGAGUGGUACGACAGAGUUGCUAAAACAGGCGUCCUUAAUAAUUUGGGACGAAGUUGCUAUGACCAAACGUCAAGCAGUUGAGACACUUGAUAGAUCGCUCCAAGAUAUAAUGGAAUGUCCUUUGCCAUUUGGGGGAAAGGUUGUCGUCUUUGGUGGGGAUUUCAGGCAGGUCCUUCCCGUUGUGACACGUGGGACAAGAGCACAGAUAACGGAUGCUACACUUCUGAGAUCAUAUCUGUGGCAGAAGACACGCAAGAUACGCCUCACACGCAAUAUGCGGGCACAUGCCGAUCCUUGGUUCUCUGAAUACCUCCUAAGGAUCGGCAAUGGAACAGAAGAGACAAUUGGUGACGACUAUGUGCGUCUCCCUGACGACAUUGUGAUCGGCUACACCGAGGAUGAAAAAGCUAUUAACACGCUCAUUGAAAAUGUCUUCCCAUCGCUACAUGACAACACUAGGUCGAGAGAAUACAUGAGCGCACGUGCAAUCCUAUCUACCAAGAACGAGCAUGUGGAUGACCUGAAUGACAAGAUGAUCUCCAGGUUUCCAGGCAAAGAAAGGUUAUACCAUAGCUUCGACUCAACCGAGGAUGAUUUGCAGAAUAAUUACACUAUUGACUUUUUGAACUCGAUCACACCAAAUGGAUUUCCCCCGCAUGUCUUGAGAUUGAAAGCCAAUUGCCCGGUCAUUCUGCUCCGAAACCUCGACCCUCAUAAUGGCCUAUGCAACGGAACACGGCUUAUGAUAAGAGCCUUCCAAGAUAAUGCAAUCGAUGCGGAGAUUGUUGGUGGUCAGCAUGCUGGAAAGAGGACCAAAGAAUGUAACUGA
Lolium perenne is the source of this 4851-nucleotide messenger RNA. The record is from RefSeq and is a predicted model, not a curated record. Lineage: Eukaryota; Viridiplantae; Streptophyta; Magnoliopsida; Poales; Poaceae.